Messenger RNA from Cuscuta epithymum, 1522 nucleotides. Lineage: Eukaryota; Viridiplantae; Streptophyta; Magnoliopsida; Solanales; Convolvulaceae. The record is from the annotation of a GenBank genome assembly.
UUCUGGAAAAUUCGAUUGGGAAGUGGGAACCGGUGAGCCGAAAUCUAAGGAAAGGCGAUACAAAACAUGGAAAAGCACGGUCACCAGUCACGUGACCUACCCCCCGAACUUCGUUAAUAUACAGCCACGAAUCUCCUCUUCUCACAUCCUCUCGCUUCUGAUAAUCUUCACCUAAUCCAAGCCUCAACCCUAUCACGUCUCUGAAAUCUCUCUAGAUCGCCUUAACCUCUACCAUGGCAAAGAUCAAGAUCGGAAUUAACGGAUUCGGAAGGAUCGGAAGAUUGGUCGCAAGGGUGGCUCUUCAGAGUAAUGAUAUUGAGCUUGUUGCUGUCAAUGAUCCGUUCAUCACCACCGACUACAUGACAUACAUGUUCAAGUAUGAUACCGUACAUGGUCAAUGGAAGCACCAUGAAUUGACGAUCAAGGACGAAAAAUCACUUCUUUUCGGUAAACAAGAAGUUAAGGUCUUUGGCUUCAGAAACCCAGAAGAGAUCCCAUGGGCUGCAGCUGGUGCUGAUUACGUCGUGGAGUCAACUGGAGUCUUCACUGACAAGGACAAAGCUGCUGCACACUUGAAGGGUGGUGCUAAGAAGGUUGUGAUAUCUGCUCCCAGCAAAGAUGCCCCAAUGUUUGUGAUGGGAGUGAAUGAGAAAGAAUACAAGCCAGAUAUUCAAAUUGUUUCCAAUGCCAGUUGCACUACCAACUGCCUUGCACCCUUGGCUAAGGUCAUUAAUGAUAAGUUUGGCAUCGUUGAGGGCCUCAUGACUACUGUCCACUCCAUCACUGCCACCCAGAAGACUGUUGAUGGUCCAUCCAUGAAGGACUGGAGAGGUGGAAGAGCUGCUUCAUUCAACAUCAUUCCUAGCAGUACUGGAGCAGCUAAGGCUGUUGGGAAAGUACUACCAGCCCUCAAUGGAAAAUUGACUGGAAUGGCCUUCAGAGUCCCAACUGUGGAUGUUUCAGUGGUUGAUCUCACCGUGAGAACUGAGAAAGAAGCCACAUAUGAAGAAAUCAAGGAGGCUAUCAAGCAAGCAGCGGAUGGACCUUUGAAAGGCAUUUUGGGUUACACUGAAGAUGAUUUGGUGUCCAUGGACUUUGUUGGAGAUAACAGGUCAAGCAUCUUCGAUGCAAAGGCUGGCAUUUCUUUGAACAAGAAUUUCCACAAACUUGUUUCGUGGUAUGACAACGAAUGGGGUUACAGUUCCCGUGUGAUUGAUUUGAUCCGUCACAUCGAUUCUGCUUCCAACUAAGAGAAAGCUUUUGGCUCUUCAGUACCAGACCCAUAUGCUUUCAUUUUCCAAAUGUAGCAUUUCAUAAGUUUCAGGUUCUAUGGUUUUGACAGAACAUGUUUUGGAAUAAGUAAGAAUAUUGAGCCAUGUUUAUUUUUCAUUCCUGAGUAUCAUUUUGAUCCGUGCAUUUUCUUACAAUGGUUGGUUGCCCAUUGUUUUUUCGACAUUUAUUAAAGUAUAUGGUUUGAUGCAUGCCUCGUUUCCCGUCAACACUAGCUUAUAUGUAUUCCGUG